This is a messenger RNA of Linum trigynum, 210 nucleotides long. NCBI's taxonomy places the organism in Eukaryota, Viridiplantae, Streptophyta, Magnoliopsida, Malpighiales, Linaceae. The record is from the annotation of a GenBank genome assembly.
AUGCCCUCCUCGCUUCAUCUCCUCCAGGGAAUCCACCUCCUCCACUCCGACAACUUCCUCCCUCCAGUCACCUGCGAUUCCUCCCUCGAUGACCUCCAUUCCACUUGCGAUCAACCCACAACACUCUAUUUCCAAACCCAAGACUCCAAGCCCUCGAUUGUUUUCCCUCGAGGCUCAUCUGAAUGCUGCUUUUUGUCGAACAAUGCGUAG